Messenger RNA from Selaginella moellendorffii, 3178 nucleotides. Its product is annotated as NF-X1-type zinc finger protein NFXL1. The record is from RefSeq and is a predicted model, not a curated record. Gene Ontology annotation, cellular component: nucleus. The coding region runs from base 80 to 3070 and encodes 996 amino acids. The transcript is spliced from 2 exons. Gene Ontology annotation, molecular function: zinc ion binding; RNA polymerase II transcription regulatory region sequence-specific DNA binding; DNA-binding transcription factor activity, RNA polymerase II-specific. NCBI's taxonomy places the organism in Eukaryota, Viridiplantae, Streptophyta, Lycopodiopsida, Selaginellales, Selaginellaceae. Gene Ontology annotation, biological process: regulation of DNA-templated transcription.
CUUCCUGGCUGCACGAACGCGGUACCAGCUUCCUCUAGGCGCUGGGCGCUAGGGUUCUCGCGACGAAGAGUGUUCUCGAAUGGAGGAUAGCCAUCGCCAGCAAACGAUCAACGCACGAGGAGGAACUAGGUCUACAGGCGGCAAUGGCAGUGGCUUGAGGAACACGGAAUCCAAGCCAGGUGAGGCGAUGCCGCAGCACAUUUCGAAUCGAAGAGGCGGCGCCAAUGGAACAUCGAGGCAAGCGUGGAGAGAAAGAAAGCUGCCGACCUCUCAAGAACAGCCGCCAUCACUACCAGCGCAGCAGUUCGUGAGCUCCGAGUUUGCAAGAUUGAGCAUGUCGACCACGACGGUCACCCCCGCCGGCGCUCUUCCUCAGCUAGCUCAGGGACUUCUGGAAAAACUGCAAAAGGGGGAGAUGGAAUGCAUGAUCUGCUACGACAUGAUCGGUCGAAACGCCCGCGUGUGGUCUUGCUCGGGCUGCUACUCUAUCUUCCACCUUACGUGCAUCAGGAAGUGGGCUCGAGCUCCAACCUCGGUGGAUCAGAGUGGCAACUGGAGGUGUCCCGGGUGCCAGGCGAUUCAGCUCUCUCCAGCGAACGACUUGCAGUACUGGUGCUUUUGCGGGCAGCAGCUGGAACCCCCGGUGGAUUUCUACUUGACUCCACACUCUUGCGGUGGGACUUGCAAGAAGCCUCUGGACAAGAGCAAGCUGGGCCUUUGCCAGCACAUUUGCACGCUCCAGUGCCAUCCCGGUCCGUGUCCUCCCUGUGCGGCGUUUGCGCUCCCGGAAGCUUGUGGCUGUGGAAGGAAAGUUGUGACGAGACGCUGCAUCGAGAGGGACGAAGGUGUGGUCAGCUGUGGAUAUCAGUGUGGAGGGAUGCUCUCGUGCGGUCGGCAUUACUGUACCCGGGUUUGCCACAAGGAUGAGUGUGGAGGGUGUAAGGUGGUGGUCGCAGUGGCGUGCUUUUGCCGGAGGAAACUGGAUCGUGUGGUUUGCGGACAAGUCCCGGUACCAGGAGACGUCGCAGGCAACGGCAUUUUCUCCUGUGGAUCCAUUUGCGGGAAGCUUCUACCUUGCGGCAAUCACGUAUGCUCGAGGGAGUGCCAUCCCGGCGAUUGUGGUGACUGCGAGCUUUCUCCGGAGAGCGUAGCGACAUGUCCAUGCAAGAAGACGACUCUACGAGCUCUUAGGAGGAGCUGCCUCGAUCCGGUUCCAACAUGUGGUCAGGAGUGUGGGAAGUACGUGAGCUGCGGAAGGCACGAAUGUAUCAACUUGUGUCACCUUGGGCCCUGUCCGCCGUGCGAGGUGCUUGUGGAGCAGAAGUGCCGGUGUGGUGCCUCCUCUCGCGUUGUUCCCUGCAACGUCGCUACUUCAACCAGCGACGAGCAUUCUUUCAUCUGCGACAAGAAGUGCGAGAAGAAGCGAAACUGCGGCAGGCACAGGUGCAACGUCAAAUGCUGUCCGAGUGAUUCAGGGGAUAACCAUUUUUGCAUGCUCGAGUGUGGAAAGAAGCUGCGGUGCGGGGAACACUUCUGCCAGGAGCUGUGCCAUUCGGGGCACUGCCGACCGUGCCUACAGUCCAGCUUCACAGAUCUCUCGUGCGCCUGUGGAAAGUCAUCCAUUCCGCCACCGGUUCCUUGCGGCACUCCUCGACCGCGUUGCGACUUCUUGUGCCUCGUUCCUCAGCCGUGCGGCCACCCUGCUACUCACACUUGCCACUUUGGAGAGUGUCCGCCGUGUACCGUGCUUGUCGCGAAGGAAUGCGUGGGACAGCACGUCACCAUGCGGAACGUGCCGUGCGGCUCCAGGGAGAUCAAGUGCAACAGGCCGUGCGGGAAGCUGCGCAAGUGCGGUGUGCAUCCGUGCGGGAAGACUUGUCACUCGGAUCCAUGCGACAGUGAUGACAGCAGCAGCCUGUCAUGCGGCCAAGUCUGCGGGGCUUCUCGCAGGGAGUGCUCGCAUACUUGCGUCGCGGCUUGCCACCCGGGGUCACCCUGUCCGGACGUUCGAUGCGAGUUCAUGGAGACCAUCACCUGUAGUUGCGAGCGGCUCACGGCUGCUGUUCCGUGUGAGAUGGGAGGCGCUGCUACCAGAGACAAAGCUCCGGCUUCUCAGAGAAAGCUCAGCUGUGACGACGACUGCGUGAAGGCGCAGAGGCUCAAGUCACUUGCCGAUGCCUUGGGGAUAGAGACGAACGGCGAUCCCUUGACAGCGUAUGGCAGCUCGGACUGCGUCCAAGAGAUGGCGAAGAGGGACUCGCAGUUCGUGACGGCGGUGGAGGACAGGUUCAAGUAUUUGCUGCUCGGCCCCAAGUCGGUGGCUUGCGUGACGGGGCUGCGCGUCCACGUCUUCGCGCCUCUCCCGAAGGACAAGCGGGAAGUGAUCUAUCAGCUGGCGCAGAGGUGGAACCUCUCCUCGAGCAGCGUCGGCUGGGAGGCGAGACGCUACCUGGUGGUGCACGUAAACUCCAAGUCGAAAAUGCCGGGCCGCCUGAUCAAGCUCAACGUCGUGGCACCGUUGUUCAACCCCGGCCUGGACGUGGACCCGAAGCUGGUGGUGGCUCUUCUGGAUCUUCCCGGCGAGGGGGACAUCAGCCGCGUGGUGCUGAGGUUUGCCGGGGAGUGCGAGCUGAUAUGGCUCAACGACAGGAACGCUAUCACCAUCUUCACGGAUCCUUCUCGAGCUGCGACGGCACUGAAGCGGGUCGACCAUGCGACGCCGUAUCACGGUGCGUUCGUCCUCCCGCUGCUCGGGAGUGGCGCGGUUGUGCACAAGCAGCUCGGCUGGGGGGCGCCUUCCAGUUCCACCGCGAGAGCUCCGUCGCCACCUCGGGCUCACGGCCACCGCGGCGACGAGGCUAAAGUCGAGGAGCCGGGAAGAGGUGUGUGGCUCAAGAGGAACCCGGUGACUCUUGUGAGCAACCCGUGGAAGGCUUUGGAGCAAGAUAAGGGGAGCUCGAGCAGUGGCUCCUCAGCGUCCGGGAGUGUGGAAGCUCGCUCGCUAGCAGCAAAAGCCGCGGAGGAGGAUGAUCAAAACGUGGUGGAUGAUUGGGAGACUGCCUACGAUUAGGAGAGAGAGAGAGAGAGAGAGAGAGAGAGAGAGAGAGAGAGGGAGUGAGAGCUCCAUUUGGAGUUGUGAAUUUUUUGGAGCGGGAAUAAUUUGCUAGCCGUGGAAGUA